Molecule: messenger RNA, 1272 nt
Organism: Paracoccidioides brasiliensis Pb18
Product: tRNA pseudouridine(55) synthase
Exons: 2
Coding region: 1-1272 (423 amino acids)
Biological process (GO): mRNA pseudouridine synthesis; tRNA modification
Cellular component (GO): mitochondrion
Molecular function (GO): pseudouridine synthase activity; RNA binding
Source: RefSeq, a predicted model, not a curated record
AUGCACUUCCGCUUCCGCACCAGAGAUUUCCCAGUCAUAAUGUCUCAUGCCCGCAACCUGGAAGGCGUCUUUGCCGUCCACAAACCCGCCGGUAUAACCUCAGCAGAAGUGCUCCGUGACCUUCAGAAGCACUUCACCCCCUCCCGCUUCUUCCAACCAUGGGUUGACACAGAGCGUAUUCGGCGGCGCGCUGAGAGCAAACACCAAUCGCGCAGACGGCGCAACAAGCGUCUUCAAGUGAAACUCGGACAUGGGGGCACCCUCGACCCCAUGGCGACAGGCGUGCUGAUAACUGGCAUUGGCAAAAGCACAAAGGAGUUGAAUAACUUUCUUGCCUGCACCAAAUCAUAUGACGCCGUGGUAUUAUUUGGCGCCGCGACGGAUUCGUACGAUUGUAUCGGGAAGGUGGUGAGUAGGGCACCGUACGAGCAUAUCACGCGAGAGAGGGUGGAGGAAGCGCUAGCAGCGUUUAGGGGGAAGAUUAUGCAGCGCCCUUCAAUAUUUUCGGCGCUGAGGGUGCAAGGGAAAAGACUGUAUGAGUAUGCAAGGGAGGGGAUUGAGCCGCCUGUGGAGAUUUUGAAGAGGCCAGUGGAAGUGAUGAAUUUGGAAAUUGUGGAAUGGUAUGAGGGGGGUACGCAUGAUUAUGUCUUCCCAAUGGAAGAGGUGAACAGUACGGAAAAGGCUAUAGCGAAGAAGAUGGUGUCUAAGGACGCUCUGCCAUCUACGAUUCCGAAAAAACAGCACCGAGAUAACUCCAGGGAGCCCGAAGAAGCACAUGGUGUGAAGAGAAAGCUAUCCCCAUCUCCAGCCUCCGCCACUUUCCCAAAACGCCAAAAUCCUGCCACUGACACCCUUAUCUCUACAACGGCCACCACCGGUCCUGGUCCCCUCACAAAUACUUCUGACGGCUCUCCCACCGCUGAUGUCACGACAACUACUAACACAUCCACCUCCUCAAAACCACACCCGUCACCGCCCGCCGUAAAACUUACGAUGACCGUCUCAUCCGGCUUCUACGUUCGUUCCCUAGCCCACGACCUUGGCCUCGCACUUGACAGCAAUGCAAUAUUGUCAUCACUUGUCCGCACGCGCCAGGCUGACUUUACGCUGGAGCCUGACAAAGUGCUGGAGUAUCGCGAUUUGGAAGCGGGAGAAGAGGUGUGGGGGCCCAAAUUGCAGAAGUUUUUGGACGAGUGGGAAGAGAGGAAGGGGAGGGUGGAGGCUGAGGGAGUCGUUGAGGCUGUGAGUGAGGGUGAGGAUGAAGGAUUGUGA